UCAGAGCAGCACUGAAAACUGAAACUGUCGCUGCAACUUGACGCAUGGAGCGGAUCCACCACACGUUUUUGGACUGAAGAGACUCCCUUUUUUCUUUUUCCUUUGUGCACUGAAUAUGCUUUGCCUAAACUGGCUGCCACUUCAUGCUGCAGAGGCGUUUUAGGAUUCCUGCUUUGAUCCAGUUUAUUUUUUUAUGUGAAUUCAAAAACUUUUCUUAUUAGCCUGUUGUUUUAUUGCCCUCCAGCUGCUCCUGAUCGCGUCUGGGGCCUCUAUCCAUUGGUAAGCACAAUCCAUUUCAUCAGGUUACACGCGGCAGCGGGAGCUACGUGACUGCACUCAUUCUCUGAACCGGGAGCGGAUGAGUUGGAAAUUCCCAGUCAGCAUAUUUUUUUUUCUUUUUUUCUGAGCAGUUUGGCACAUUUUUUGUUGGAUUGUUUUAUUGUGUGCGCCGGGAGCCAUCAACCCCCUCUCUCCACUCGCAGACAUCGCGAAAUGAAACUCGGUCUUGUCAUCCAGACUGCGGUGGCGCUUCAUCUGCUGCUCUCACCUGCACAGAGUCUUCCCGUGGCAAGCAUAACCAAUACAACUGAAGUGUUGAUGUUCCAAGAAGUGUGGGGUCGCAGCUUCUGCCGGACCAUUGAGAAGCUGGUGGAAGUGGUGCAGGAGUACCCGACAGAGGUGGAGCACAUCUACAGCCCCGCCUGUGUGCCGCUGGUGAGGUGUGCAGGUUGCUGCGGGGACGAAAACCUGGAGUGCCAUCCCACCCAAACCACAAACGUCACCAUGCAGCUGUUGAAAAUCAGGCCAUCAGAGCCGGGUAAAGAAUAUGUUGAGAUGACGUUUGUGGAGCAUCAGACAUGUGAAUGUAGAGUCAGGAAACCUGUUGCAAAGGUUGAAAGGAAAAGGCAAAGAGGAAGAGGAAGGAAGAGAAAGGACAGACAAAAACCAAAAGAAUGUGACAGGUGCCAGAACCCUCGCAGGUAACUGCAGUGGCGGCCCACCCCCCCCCCCCCCACCCCACCCCCGUUGCAGUGUGGCUCACUGUUUAUUUCCAACCCAGCGACAGCAUCCAGAGUCUCCUCCGCUCAUCUUUCAAUACUGUGUCUGCAGCCAGAGACUCAAACAGCUGGGUUGUUUUGCUGACCUGCCCUCCUGCUGAUGGGCAGAGCGUUUGCAAUGACAAGUUUCAACAGGAAGUGUGUUCUGAUUGGUGGAAACACUGGUGUUACACACCUGACACAAUGGACAUCCCUGGGAGCCAGUGCAAUGUUGAACCAAACAGACCGAUGACGCCUUCUCUUUUAUACCAGUUAUUACUGUAUCACUUAUUGUUAAUUUGGUCAUUUCUGUGGUAUUUAUAGGUGGUUACAUUUGUUUAAAAUCUAUAUUUAUUGAUACAGCUGAAUAUAUUUGGACUAGCAACCUUUAAAAAGUUUGUCAUCUUUUGUUAAUAUUAUCCAAGAAGCCUUGACUUGUCACAGCAGCGUGUGUUGGACUGAGUGUGCAGCUGCUGUGUACAUGUAAUAAUGAAAUGUCUCCCUCUAGUGUUUGUGGAAACAGUGUUCAAAGCUGCUCUACACAAAUGUAUGGACGUAUGACAGUGUUGUCAGUCACAAUUACUACAUCAGCUUAUUAGAAUCUUAUACAUGUCACUUAUAAAUCCUCUCCCUCUCUAGUGCCAUGUGGCCAGUCAUGGGUAUGAAGUGUUUUACUGUCAAUUCAGACAUAAAUAAGAGCAAUAUUUAUCAGAAAAUCUAUCAACUGAAGACACGUCCACAGAAGAUUAAGCAUAUGAUAUAUCAAACUGUCAAAAAUCUAAACUGUUCUUUGAAAUCUAUCUCUUUCUUUAUUGUUUUGGGGGGUUGGAUCACAUCAGAUAACACCAGUUUAUUUCAAAUCACACCAGGACGUGUGUCGUGGGCUGCAGAAGGGACACCAGCACGAGCAGAUUAAUACUACUUUAAUCAAUAUGCUCAAGCAGUACUCAUUCGGCAUCGGUGCCUACUAGAGUAUCAGUUGCAAUUAUUCUCUUCUUAUUUUACUGUGAUUGCAAGUUUCUCAGAGAUAUAAAAGCAUUUCUGGGCUUUGUGUUGUUAAACAGCACACGUGUGUCCACCUUGGUGACAGAGGACUCCCAGAAGCCCACACCACACGGGUCGUCCUUGGUCUGUUUUUGGAAACACUGCAGUAAGGAAGGGAUUGUAGUUAAGGAAUGUUCUUUUGUUGUUGUUGUUUUUUUUUCAUGUACUACACAAAGAAAAUCUCUAUGAAAAGGAGCAAAGUAACAUUUCUACUGUGUUAGUAUUUUUAUUUCAUUUAAAUAUUUAUUUUGUAAUAAAAUUGUUAUGGUUGUCA
Epinephelus lanceolatus (giant grouper) is the source of this 2355-nucleotide messenger RNA. RefSeq names its product placental growth factor b (gene pgfb). Gene Ontology annotation, cellular component: membrane. NCBI's taxonomy places the organism in Eukaryota, Metazoa, Chordata, Actinopteri, Perciformes, Serranidae. Gene Ontology annotation, biological process: positive regulation of protein phosphorylation; positive regulation of angiogenesis; sprouting angiogenesis. Gene Ontology annotation, molecular function: growth factor activity; chemoattractant activity; vascular endothelial growth factor receptor binding. The record is from RefSeq and is a predicted model, not a curated record.